Molecule: messenger RNA, 6496 nt
Organism: Anopheles stephensi (Asian malaria mosquito)
Lineage: Eukaryota; Metazoa; Arthropoda; Insecta; Diptera; Culicidae
Product: probable serine/threonine-protein kinase DDB_G0267686
Exons: 3
Coding region: 1-1101 (366 amino acids)
Source: RefSeq, a predicted model, not a curated record
AUGGUAUGGUCUACACCAUUCCAGCUCCGGAUCUUCCCCUGUCAUGUCCAACAAAACGUGCCCCAGCAGCAGCAGCAGCAGCAGCAGCAGCAGCAGCAUCAACAACAGCAGCAGCAGCAGCAGCAGCUGCAACAUCAUUCCGCAGCGACGACGAGCAAAUCCUAUCCGGCACUCGUCGUCCUCGACAGUGAUGCCGCGGCUGGUGGCGAUGGUGGUAUACUUUACCCUUCUGGCAACAGCAACUUUGGCCAUGCCGUCCCACACGGUACUACUAGUCAGCAGCACAACUACACACUCUGCUACCCUCACUAUCCACCUCCUUCCCCUUCGGCGGGCGCACCGGGCUAUUCUGGCUCGUCGGCCCCAAACCCGGCCACCGUGAUGGUACCGCGAUCCGCCUCUCCCCUGGCCAGCAGUUCGCGUACGCACACGCACACGGUACUCCUCAACAGCACAAACAGCAGCGGCAACGAUACGACUAAGAAACUGAACCGCCUUUCCACUUCCUCCUCGCUAUCGAUCAUCACACCACCUACGACACCGAAGCGGCCGGGCGGUAGCCACCGUACAGCGGCGGCCGGAACGGGCAGCGGUUCCACCGGUCGCCUGAAGAUGGCACUGAGUGCGUCGUUGGCGCACAACUUCAACCAAAAGCUGGCCAACCUGAACGAUAAGUGGAACGACUUCAGUUUCCUGCUGCUUCAUAAGGCAGGCGGUGGUGCGAGCACGGGCAAUGCGACCGGUGGUGCCAGCGGGCGCACGAACGCGCGUAACGAUUCGUACCACUCGAUCGAAUCUGCCGUCACGUGUACGGCGGCUGACUUCGAGGCGGGCAAUUUCUAUCAUCGCGAAAGCGAAUCCGAAAGCAAUCACGAAUUCCGUACCACCCACCAGCAGCAGCAGCAGCAGCAGCAGCAGCGUGAACCGUCCGGAGGCCGCUCGAUGGCCGGACCAUCCGCGAGCCGAUCGCGCGAUCAACGUCAGCGCAAACCAAGACUGCGCACGUCACGCCGAAACAUUGCCAGCGGCGAUCCGAAGGAGUUCGACAUGCUUGUCCUAAAACCCAUCGACACGGCAGAUGAUGAUAAUGAGAGUUUUUAAGGGAGUUUGGUUAACCGUUUGGUGUUGAGAGAGGGGUGAAAGCACACAAAGCAGAUGAAUGGGGGGGAGAAAGUGGUGGAAAGGGUGGAAGGACACGCAAAACAAUACACAAACAAAAACCCGUUAGAGCACGAUGGACGGUUCGAUGAUGGGGCAUAGGAUUGGGUUAGGCUUAGCUCGUUCGUGUAGAUAGCAUUCAAUUGGGUUUUUUUCCCAAGCGGGAGAUAGCGAUUAAAGAUUUAGUUUAGUUUAAGAAAAUGGAGUAAUGGAGAUUUAACUUCAGUUUCCCAUUACAAACCAGUGAAGGGGGAUCAUUGCGUUGCACGUAAGCAAAUCACAAGUUAGCCAAACUUAUCACCUCAAGCUUAUAGUUUCUAAUGGAAAAGUGUUGAUUUCAGUUCGUUUGAUUUCAAACAGUUCUUUCAGUAGGAUAACAUUACAAGGUUUUUUGAGAUAAACGGGGGGCAAAAAUACUGAACCAGUUCUACAGAAUACAGAAAAGGCUUCAUAUUUUGCUAGUACAUCUCAAAGAAUCCCGCAGUUUGCUCAUCAAGAGUCUAAUUUACCAUACCAAACCAGCAAACACAUGAACUUACACGGCUGUAGCAAACAUACAUUGCAUGCACAGCCUUUUUUCCUUUUCAAUUUCAUUUCUAAUCGAUUUCAGUGUGAAGCCAACGGCUUUGAGGCGCAACCAUAUUAUUGCAAAAAAACGUUAGUAUUUGUUUUGUUUUUGUAGUUUUAUAAAAAAAAUUAAACAAUUUGUUUCUUACUCUUUUAUCACCCGCAAACUGUGAGACUUCAUUUGAAGAGAAAGGUUGGCGCAUCAUUACGUUGAGAUUUCCGUCCGUGUUGAGUACGGUUAUAAGUGUGGUGGAACACAAAAGCCUGAGAAAUCUGUAACGGUUCAACCAUUAUUAGUGCUGUUACGAACGCGUCUAAUCCCAACGCAGUGCAGCAAAUGCAACCAACCAAUUGGGGUAGAUAUUGUUUAAAGCAAACCCUCUUUAAGCGGGCCUUACAGACAUGACGCAAGGAACAAAAUUUAUUAUUAUCUUUAUGAAGGAUUGAUUUGCAAUAAGUUAGGUGAUGGCCAGCGAUGGCUGCAAGUAAAAAGGUGAACAACAAUUACAGCCGAAUCUCAAUAGGAAUGUUUAAAAUAAGGUUGAGAAAGACUGCAGAUACCGCAACAGCCCAAAUAAUUAUUCCAACGACGAGCAAAUACUCUGCCCUACAGCUGACACUCUCUACCGUAGCAAAGAAAAAAAAGGGUUUAAAAGGGGGGAAAGAAGGAAGAAAAAAACUUGUGAUGUAAAUGUUUUGUCUUCAGUUUCUGUAACAUUCAUUCGUUUGUCUUAUAGUAGUAGCUUUAAUCCACCCAAACCGUGCUAUAAUAGUUUCACAAUACAGGGGUACUUUUUUUUGGUUUACUUUAUUAGUUUAUUCACAUUUUAGUUACGGUUCAUAGGUUUGCAAUUGAUUUAGUUUCGUACUCACAAACGAUUGUAAGGGGAGAAGAUACUUUCCAAUUAAGUGCUAGCACGAGUGUCUCCAUAAAUUCAUAUUUAUUGUAGGCUCUUAAACAAAUAAAUAUUAUUUUUUAUAAAACUGCUUUUACUUUUUUAUUAUUUUAUUUGUGUUAAUAAUUUUAUUUCGUAACCUUUUUGUUUUGUUUUACAGGUUAUAACCCUUAAAAGCACUCGCCCCUUUUCACUGCUCCAACAUCGAAUCGUUCUGCGGCUUGUGUUGCUGUGUGCCCGAUUUCGAAUCACGGAGGUCGUCGCAAAACUGUAUACCCAUUAACUAUAGGAAACUACACUAACUUUUACUCGGAUACACAAACAGACACACACACACACGCAAAACGUCAAUUCCAAAACUAUUCUGUCACAGUGACAGGCAUCGAGCGCGAGAUACGCAUGGGUAAGGGACAGCCCAAUUAAGGUAAAGGAAGGAAGGUCGAUUUGAAGUGAGCGAGGAACGCGUGUGCUACGGCUUCACGUCUGCUCGGUGGCGACGCAAGGGACAAAGGCUUGAAACAGUUGGACCGACUGGGGGGGGAGGAAGAACAACGGAACGGUGCAAGGUAUUUUCUCCUUGCAGUCAGCAUCUAAUUAUACAUAUAUAAAUAUAUAUACAGACAUUAGAUAUAAUCGAUAGGUAGUUACACUAGCAAAUAGCCACCAUGUAAGCCUAGUCACAUACAACAACAACAACAAAACGUUACAUCUUUUGCUCGAGUAGACAAAUUUCCAAACCAAACACACAUUCUUCAUGCAGGUAGUAGGUGUACAUACAGCUAACCCUUAGAAAGGCCACGAUGGUAGGACGGUUUACACAGUGCCAUCGGCUGGGAGUCAGAGUCAGCCAGCAACUUUCACGAUGGUUCAAUGCGAUAGAGCGAUAGGUCUUAUUAGUACUAGCGUUAGCAGUGGCGAGGUAGCGCCCACAUUCUGCUCAUUUACUUAUAAACACACACACACACAAAAACAAAAACGCUAACAAAAAUCGAAUCGAAAGGAAGGAAGUGAUGAUACUGAACUCUUACUAAAUACUAAUUCCAACAUUUACGAGUAGUGUAGAAAACGAUAAACAAAAUGAUUAAACAUUAGCCGAAACAAAGGCCCCCCGAACAGACACUGCUUGGGGGACGCUGCCCGCCACAGUACAGUCACUUGGAACAACGGAGACUCUAUUGCCUAGAAGCCCCCAAAAACACGUGGGGAGCAUAUAAGCGCGACAAACAAAAAAUCACGUUACGUUAGCUUCCAACAACAAAAUACUCACGAUCCAACAACACUAUUGUAGAGUAGUAGCGUAAGAGGAAAAAGAAAGAGUGGAGAAAAACUGUUACAAAAACCAGCACGGCAAGGGGAGAAAAAUGGUUUGAACACGAGCAAACAAAAAAAGAAAAAUCCAGAACCGUAAAAGACUGACAUUAUAAGUGGGAAGCGUAAGCGGUGAACUAUUAAUGACAAGUGUACAAGCAAUCUCGGUGGGAAAACAGAAGAGAGGCGAGCCACGAACCACGGUCGUACGAUCGUCGGGUGAUGAAGCGAACCGAAAGCCAUCAUCCCAUCAUCAACCAGAUAGGGAGGGAAAAACGCAAACACAAAAAUCGGCGGAAGAUCUGUACAUAGAACUACGUUUUCGUUUGCCACCCAAUAUUUGCCAUCAUUCCGCAUUAUCAAAACUGUGCACACAAAUGAUACGAUCUGGACGAUCGCCAGAUCCAGAAGGGUGAAGCAAGUUGAGCUAACAAAAUUAAAGUUUAAAUGUGAGAUUUGAGUUUAAAGUUUCUGGUAAGCAAGUUAAUCAGGUUUUGAUAGGCGAAUGUGUGUGUGUGUGUGCGAGGGGAAAGAAUGUCUUCUAACGAUGCGACACAACUCAACCGAAAACAACGCCGCAGUUGUUUGUGGCAUGUGGCAUUGGCAGGGAUAGGGAGCAAGGCAGGAAAAACAUGCGAAAAAUGAUUAAACGUUAACGUUCCAAGCCAGGUUAACCUGAGCCAAUAACGGCAGCUUCAAUUUUUCGGUUACUGGAGGUCACAUGGCAGGACCGUGGUUCAAAUCCCAUCCAGAUCGCCUGCCCGUAUGGCAGACAGCCCCGUAAAUGGCAGACAGAGUGGCCGGUCUUCACAUGACAACACCGGGGUUCUAAUCCCAUCCGGGCGUUCCCCAGGAGUGAGGACUAAUUACCCGGCUACGGGGUAUCAUUAAGUAUAAUAAGCCAGUAAUGGCAGACAUGACCUAAGAGGUCGUUAGGCCAAGCAAGAAGAAGAAAAAGAAAUGGACCCAGAAGGAUUACGGUUUAGAUGUCAUCUGGUCCCAGUUUGAAUCGAAUUGAAAAAUUUCUACGGAAAUAACCUAAGCGAGGCGGUUAUACGGGAAGUGGAUGUCCAAUGGCGCCAAACAUUUAAAAAUCAGAAAACUUGAUACGCUACGCUCCAUCCAGAAACUGGCCAGCGAAUUUGCCGACCAUUCAGAACAAUCUAUGCCAAACAUAUUCAAAGAAUCCUUACAAAGGAUAGGCAUGUUCUGCGAUAAGCUGUUGAGUAUUGAGGAUGUGUCCAACUUCCACACAGAUUGCUUGCAUGGAAAAUUCCAGUCAAACUUGUUAUCCCGAAAAUUGGCUUGGUGGCCUCCAACGUGUCAUCCUGUUCUGAAGAUCGUGAGGAAAUAGGCCGAUAUUUCGGAGUUUUGAUGGACCAGGUAUUUCCCUUUGGUGGAGGCCGGGAUCUUCUCAGAAGAUCAAAACGAUGUUCUUCUUCAGGAUAGGGAGCUUCUUGAAGGUUAGAUAUCUUGAAGUUUUGGCAGGCCCGACCUGUUUGAGGGUUGUAAAAUGGUUAUUUGGGAAGCAUGAACUUAUUAAAUACUUCGGCCUUGUUUGAAGAUCUUUACAUGAUCUUUGAGAUGUGAGCAGAAGUCUCUUAGUAACGUGCGUUUGUCCGUCAAUGUCAAAGGACUACCUUCAAAAGACUUGUGUCUGAUUAGGUGUUGAGAAGCGACACUUCGCUUUUUUUCCUGCCUUGUCCCUCGAAGAAGGCAUACUUACACUACCACGGCGGCAGUAUAACGCUUGACGAUAUAUAGUAUUAAAAAAGACACACACACAUACACACGCUAGCAUUUCGUAAGUGAAAAGUUGUAAAAAGUACAAAAAAUCGAAAAAAGUCAACCAUACUAGGGAUAUAUGAUACCUACCAACGCAUAUUUAAAACUACUAGCGUCGGGUACUGUAAGCAGCAGUAGCAGUAGUAGUAGUAGUAGUUACGACAUCGUAACGCAAAGGCGUUACGAAACGUUAGCGAAAGGGAAAAGAGUAACAAUAUAACGCUUCCCGAACGGAAUUAUUGUGUUCCCAGUUUUUUUCUUCUGUUUGUUGUCUCAUUUCCUUCGCAUCUUGUUCGGCGUACACAAACAAGUUAAUCGAAUGAGAGUGCGUUUAGUGAACGAGGAAAUGAAUAAUUCUUUCUUUGUCCAGGAUACAGGUUUUAGUGUGUAAUGGGGAAUGGAAUGUGGAAGCAAAGGGGAAGAAAGUUUGAUCGCUUUACUAGGGUUUAAGUGCGUUUUCCCGAUCUUUCCGGUUUGUUUGUUUUUUUGCCGUUGGUCCCAUUUGGCCUGUGUACAUAGGAGAAUACUUUACAAUACUGCGCACACACAUAUACAUAUAUAUUUAAAACAAACUAUUUAACACGCAAAACCCGAACGGAAAAGGAAAAAUUUAUAAUUAUAGUCAUUCUUCACUAUUCACACCCGACCAUCAGAUGCAUGUAAAGUUGUUAAUGUUUGGUUAAAAAAAAGAAAAGCCUUUUUGAAUUACUCUAUAAUGCUGAAAAAAAACAUUAAAGAUAAAGCUUGGUGAUACGGUUUAAUUUUUGGCGUGUGCACGAGGG